GUAAAACCAGGGUUUACGAUCGCUUGGGUCAGCAAAGAGGGGUUUUGUACCAAGGCAAAGGACAUGCACGGUUUCAAUCAAAUAAAAGUAAGCGAGAAGUGACUGGAUGAGAAUCUUGUUGGUCUUUUUCGAAUGGUACGAGCUACGUAUACUAUCUAUACUAUCUUUGCUAUCUAUACUAUCUAUGCUACCUAUUCUAUCUAGUGAUUACAUACAUGAUCCAGAGAUGAGCACCGAUCUCGUACUAGGGUUUUUGGAAUGAAGUCUUGGUUUCUGAUGCGUUGACCAGAGUAAGUGUGAA
Alternaria alternata is the source of this 301-nucleotide messenger RNA. RefSeq lists its product as hypothetical. Lineage: Eukaryota; Fungi; Ascomycota; Dothideomycetes; Pleosporales; Pleosporaceae. The record is from RefSeq and is a predicted model, not a curated record. The transcript has a single exon. Bases 107 to 262 code for a protein of 51 amino acids.